Magallana angulata is the source of this 637-nucleotide messenger RNA. Its product is annotated as CCN family member 3-like. Gene Ontology annotation, molecular function: protein binding. Lineage: Eukaryota; Metazoa; Mollusca; Bivalvia; Ostreida; Ostreidae. The record is from RefSeq and is a predicted model, not a curated record. The coding region runs from base 74 to 559 and encodes 161 amino acids. The transcript has 4 exons.
CACAAUAGCGAAACGAUAACACAAAGCACGAAUGACAAGAGCCUAGAAUCAAGUUAAAUCUACGUUCCUUACAAUGAAUAGAAUUGUCGUAUUAGUUUUCAUGUCUACAGCUUUGGGCGCUUCCGAGAAAAUUAAGGAAAUGAAUCGUAGACAAGCAGGAACGUGUGCUGAUGCAAUUCACAACUGUGUCAACUACGGACAAGGUGUCUGCUCCGAUCCAACAUAUACUGACUGGGUCUUGAAGAACUGUCAGGCUUACUGUCAUAAAUGCCCUGGCACCAGCAAUGGAAAUCAUGGUGCCUUUACUGGAUCAUCUACAGGCUGUGUAUACAAGGACCACGUUUACCAACAAGGAGAGACUUGGAAGGAUGGCUGUACAUACAGCUGUACGUGUCACGACGCCGUCACUGGAAAAUACGCUUGCACAGGAUUAUGUUUAAAAUGGAACCUCCCACCUUCCUGUAGUCUGAAUCCACCAGGUCCGGGAAAAUGCUGUCAGACACCAAACUGUCCACCAAACAUCCAAGUUCAGUACCCACCCGGUUACGUUGAGCAGUAAUCAAGUAUCAACGAGAAACAUUGCUAAUAUAAACCACACAUGUAUCAUUUUCAAAAUAAAUAUUUUAUGGACUUUGAA